Molossus molossus (Pallas's mastiff bat) is the source of this 2013-nucleotide messenger RNA. It is a transcript of the gene BTBD6, whose product is annotated as BTB domain containing 6. The transcript is spliced from 4 exons. Gene Ontology annotation, cellular component: cytosol. The coding region runs from base 23 to 1624 and encodes 533 amino acids. The record is from RefSeq and is a predicted model, not a curated record. Lineage: Eukaryota; Metazoa; Chordata; Mammalia; Chiroptera; Molossidae. Gene Ontology annotation, biological process: neurogenesis. Gene Ontology annotation, molecular function: protein binding.
GAGCAGCGCCCGCUGCGGCCCCAUGCUGCUGCCCCUGGCCUGUCUGCACGGCCGGGUGGCGCAGUGUCUCACUGCGCUCCUCGUGCUAGCGGAGCCCACCCCGAGGCCCCAGCACGGCCCGAAGACGCACGGCGUACCGCCCCCGCGCACGGAGACUGUCCUGCCCGUGAAGAUGGCCGCGGAGCUGUACACGCCCGCCGGGGCCGCGGCUGCCACAGCCACGGACAUUGCCAACAGCAACACCGCCACCGCGGGCAGGAAGGGCCCGCCCAGCGCCCCGCCGCCAGCUCCGCCACCGCCCGUGCCCUCGCCGCCCGCGCCCGACAACAACAACUUGGAGAGCCCCAACUGGCAAUCCUUCCACCCGACUCUGCGCGAGAGGAACGCGCUGAUGUUCAACAACGAGCUCAUGGCCGAUGUCCACUUCAUUGUGGGGCCCCCGGGCGGGGCCCGGAGAGUGCCUGCUCACAAGUACGUCCUGGCUGUUGGUAGCUCAGUCUUCUAUGCCAUGUUUUACGGGGACCUGGCAGAAGUCAAGCCGGAAAUCCACAUCCCAGACGUGGAGCCUGCGGCUUUCCUUAUCAUGUUAAAGUACAUGUACAGUGAUGAGAUUGACCUGGAAGCAGACACAGUGCUGGCCACUCUCUAUGCUGCCAAGAAGUACAUUGUCCCCGCCUUAGCAAAAUCCUGCGUCCACUUUCUGGAGACAAGUCUGGAAGCCAAAAACGCCUGUGUGCUGCUGUCUCAGAGCCGGCUGUUUGAGGAGCCUGAGCUGACCCAGCGCUGCUGGGAGGUCAUUGACGCGCAGGCUGAGAUGGCCCUGAGGUCCGAGGGAUUCUGUGAAAUUGACUGGCAGACCCUGGAGAUCAUUGUCACUCGGGAGGCCCUCAACACCAAGGAAGCAGUGGUCUUCGAGGCCGUCCUGAACUGGGCUGAGGCCGAGUGCAAGAGGCAGGGCCUGCCAGUCACCCCACGAAACAAGAGGCAUGUUUUGGGGCCAGCCCUCAACCUGGUUCGAAUUCCAACCAUGACUCUGGAGGAGUUUGCCAACGGCGCUGCACAGUCAGACAUCCUGACCCUGGAGGAGACCCACAACAUCUUCCUGUGGUACACGGCAGCCAAUAAACCACUGCUCGACUUCCCACUGACCAAGAGGAAGGGCCUGGCCCCACAGAGGUGCCACCGCUUCCAGUCCUCAGCCUACCGCAGCAACCAGUGGCGCUACCGUGGGCGCUGCGACAGCAUCCAGUUUGCCGCAGACAGGAGGGUGUUUGUUGCAGGCCUGGGCCUGUACGGGUCUAGCUCCGGGAAAGCAGAGUACAGCGUGAAGAUUGAGCUCAAGCGGCUGGGGGUGGUCCUCGCUCAGAACCUGACCAGGUUUGUCUCCGAUGGCUCCAGCAGCACCUUCUCAGUCUGGUUUGAGCACCCCGUGCAAGUGGAGCAGGACACUUUCUACACGGCCAGCGCUGUGCUGGACGGCAGCGAGCUCAGCUACUUCGGGCAGGAGGGCAUGACGGAGGUGCAGUGCGGGAAGGUGACGUUCCAGUUCCAGUGCUCCUCAGACAGCACCAACGGCACUGGGGUCCAGGGCGGGCAGAUCCCUGAGCUCAUCUUCUAUGCCUGAGGCCGCAGGUGGCAUGAUGUGCUGUGGGGGCAGAGGGCCGCACUCUUCUCCAUGGAGCUGGCGGGCUUCACAAAUGUCAAUCUUUUGUGCAGAGCUGGGUGCAGCCAAAGGGAUGAAACAGACGUUUUCCACGGAGCUAGAGCUUUGGCUUCUGAAUCCUGGUGGCUGGACCUCACAGCACCUCCUGCACGCUGGGGUGCACAUCUCAAGAGGACAGCAGACGCAGCCCUGACCCUGCCAGUGGUGCCCACACUGCCUGCUUUCUGGGCUUGGAUGCCCCUCCCACCCUUUGGGAUUUUAUUCUAAGUGGUUCUAAGCUUAAGGCUUUUCUUUCAAAUCUAAAACUUGGAAAAGUCAUUUAAAACAGUUUAUCUCAAAUUUUAAUAAAG